GUGGGCGCGGGAGGGGGGCAGAUGCGCCAGAGCCCCGGCCCCGCCAUGACCCCAAGCCACAGCUCCUCCAGCCCUACCCUUGUCCCCCUGCUGCUGGCCGCGCUGCUGGGCGGCCCAGCCCUGGCCUCGGAGAUUGUGGGGGGCCGCGCGGCCCGGCCCCACGCAUGGCCCUUCAUGGUGUCCCUACAGCGGCGUGGAGGCCACUUCUGCGGGGCUACCCUCAUCGCUCCCAACUUCGUCAUGUCGGCUGCCCACUGCGUGGACGGUCUGGACUUCCGGUCGGUGGUGGUGGUUCUGGGGGCUCAUGACCUGGGGCAGCGAGAGCCCACGAGGCAAUCCUUCGCCAUCCGGCGGGUCUUCGAAAGCGGCUUCGACCCGCAGAGGCUGCUGAAUGACAUCGUGAUCCUCCAGCUCAACGGGUCGGCCACCAUCAACAGGAACGUGCGGUUGGCCAGGCUGCCUGCCCAGAAUCAAGGCGUGGGCAGUGGGGUCCCGUGCCUGGCCAUGGGCUGGGGCCAGCUGGGCACGGCCCGGCCACUGGCCAGGGUCCUGCAGGAGCUCAAUGUGACCGUGGUGACCACACUCUGUCGCCGUACCAACGUGUGCACGCUGGUGCCCCGCCGGCAGGCUGGCAUCUGCUUUGGGGACUCCGGCGGGCCCCUGGUUUGCAACGGGCUCGUCCAGGGCAUCGACUCCUUCAUCCGCGGGGGCUGUGGCUCCGGGAUCUACCCAGACGCCUUUGCUCCCGUCGCCCAAUUUGCAGACUGGAUAAACUCCAUCAUCCGCCGCCGGGACGACCUGCCGCCCGUCCACCCACGGGACCCGGCUGGCAGGACCAUCUAGAAGGGCUGCCCCAGGCCGGGCCCGGCCCGCACGCCCCCUUCGCACCACACACAAUAAACCCUCUCUGUUUUGUACGAAC
Messenger RNA from Mustela erminea (ermine), 922 nucleotides. RefSeq names its product neutrophil elastase-like. The record is from RefSeq and is a predicted model, not a curated record. Gene Ontology annotation, molecular function: serine-type endopeptidase activity. The coding region runs from base 22 to 843 and encodes 273 amino acids. The transcript has 5 exons. Gene Ontology annotation, biological process: proteolysis; acute inflammatory response to antigenic stimulus. NCBI's taxonomy places the organism in Eukaryota, Metazoa, Chordata, Mammalia, Carnivora, Mustelidae.